Messenger RNA from Staurois parvus, 549 nucleotides. Lineage: Eukaryota; Metazoa; Chordata; Amphibia; Anura; Ranidae. The record is from the annotation of a GenBank genome assembly.
UCUCUCCCCGGCAGCUCCAGUUCCCUCUGCAGGAGUUCAUCUUGGCCAUGGGGUUCUUCCUGGUUCUGGUCCGCACGUACACGUGGACGUCAACGCGCACUCGGCGGUGAGGGCGGUCAUCCUGGUCAUGUCCCUCUCUCUGCAUUCCGUUCUGGAGGGGCUGGCGGUCGGCCUCCUGCGGGAGAGCGGGAAAGUCCUGGAGACCUGCCUGGCCCUCCUCAUCCACAAGUGCAUCAUCUCCUUCAGCUUGACCUUGAAGCUGGGCCAGGGCCGCCUACGUCCUCGGGUCAUCCUGGGCUGCCUUCUGCUCUUCUCCUUCAUGACACCUCUGGGCAUCGGCAUUGGGGUGGCUCUGACGGAGUCUUCCGACCCCUUGCACCACUGACCCGCAGCGUUCUGGAGGGCAUCGCCACCGGCACCUUCUUGUACAUCACCUUCCUGGAGAUCCUGCCUCACGAACUGAGUUCUGGCGACCAACGCAUCGGCAAGGUCGUGGUCAUGCUAUGCGGCUUCUCGGUCAUCACCGCCAUCUUGUUUAUCAAGAUCUAA